Aspergillus terreus NIH2624 is the source of this 3120-nucleotide messenger RNA. RefSeq names its product RNA dependent RNA polymerase. The transcript has 3 exons. Gene Ontology annotation, molecular function: RNA-directed RNA polymerase activity. The record is from RefSeq and is a predicted model, not a curated record. Gene Ontology annotation, biological process: siRNA processing. Gene Ontology annotation, cellular component: nuclear RNA-directed RNA polymerase complex. Bases 1 to 3120 code for a protein of 1039 amino acids. NCBI's taxonomy places the organism in Eukaryota, Fungi, Ascomycota, Eurotiomycetes, Eurotiales, Aspergillaceae.
AUGAGGGAGCUACGUAUCGUCGACUUCAUAUGCCUGAAGCCAAGAAGAAAGACCUUCGGACACAUCGCAUUCCUAAACAAAACUGAUGCUGAGAGGUUUCUGGCUGUUCACGGGGAACAGGAAGUCCCAUCCGCUCGAUACAAACCCCGCUUUCAGGCUCAUCUGCAUCUCUUGGGGACUGAGGUUUUCUGCAAGCCUAGCAACCGCAAUAUCCGGGAAUUCACACUCAGGGCAUUGCAAUACAGUGUCGAGCAACGGGGAGGAAAUAGUACCCAGGAGCGGGACGAACAGCCAACAUUUCAGCUGGACAUUGAUGAGUUCAGCUGUGGAUACUGCAGCUUCAAUGAAGACCAGCUAGUCUUUACGCCAGAGGUCGCUUGGUCACAGAAGGGAGUCUUCACCCUGAAAGGGAGGAACUUCAAGCUCACGACACGGGAUGGGUAUCUCCUACGGAUUCCCACAAGCUCAAUUAUCGCUCUUGUCCACUACGAUGAUGGUUUACUGACCUUCAUCCUGUCCGAUGUCCCAUACUUCUUUCUUGAGCAUAGUAAGGCACCUCUAACCAUGACACUUCCUCUUUUGAGCCUGGAAAAAAGCAGUAUCACCCAUUUCAGACUACCAGCCCUAAGCGACGAGCAUGCCACUAUUAUCGGACAAUGUCUAGUUUACCAGUUUCGUGCCCCAGCCCUUGACCUUAUACGCUGUAUGAUGUCCCUGAAGGAGUCUGAUCUGUCAGUAUUCUACCACGAUCUUACCCCGAAACAGGCACUCCGUUCUUCCGCACGUGGCCUUCACAGCGACCUCCAGACCUUCCUCGACCAACUCUCGGAGUGGACAAGGAAGGGUGAUCUCCCAUUUGGCGUCCUCUACCAGCUCCAGGCACUUGUCUACAAUGCUUAUCUUCACCCGACCACCGUUCAGAUACUGGGUAGCAAGCUGUGCGCCAUUUCCCAAGACCGCAGACAGCGUGGCCUGGCUCCGAUAUCAGCCGAUGCAGUUCGGACUCUCUUGAACACAGUCCACUGGGCUUUACCGUUCGACAAUCCUGAAGUCUUUCAGCCGGACUCCCUGCUGGCCACCCUGAGAUUAGAUAGAGAAGCGAAAAUGGAGCGUACGACUCAGAAGUCAGUUUCUGCAGACCUUUCCUCGGACCACGUGUUGAUACAUCGCGUGUCCGUCUCCCCUGCCAGAAUCACCUUUCACGGACCAGAGCGCGAACCUCAAAACCGUGUCAUACGAAAAUUUCCUCGCCAUCAUGCAUAUUUUAUUCGUGUACAGUUUUGCGACGAAAGAGGCAGCGAUCUCUUCUUCAAUCCCAAGCAUGAUUAUGAGCAGAUCUUUCAGCGGUUUAGAACCGUGUUGACGCUUGGAAUUCAGAUCGCCGGGAGAACCUAUACAUUCCUGGGGUUUUCUCAUUCCUCUCUCAGAUCGCACUCCGUCUGGUUUUCGUCUCCCUUUAUUGAUGGCGACGGGUCAUUGCAGACAUCCUCUUCGAUCAUCAAGGCCCUCGGAAACUUUUCUGGAAUUACCUCGCCAGCAAGAUGCGCCGCUCGCAUUGGACAAGCCUUUACCGAAACACCAUUUACCCUACCGGUGCAAAACGUCGUGGUGGAAUAUAUCGAGGACAUCACAUCAUCAGACGAGUCACGCGUUUUCAGCGACGGCAUCGGGACAAUAUCGCUGGAAGUUGUUGAACGAAUCUGGAAAGGAAUUCCCCAGAAGAAAGGCACACCGACUUGCUUUCAGGUUAGGCUCGGCGGUGCUAAAGGGAUGCUCUCCUUAGAUAGCCGUCUCGAAGGCUCGGUCAUACGCAUUCGACCUUCGAUGGUGAAGUUCAGUACGGACGAUAUGCGCGACCUUGGGAUCUGUGGCAUGGCAUCGGAGCCUUAUCCGCUCGUUCUAAACAGGCAAAUUGUCAAGAUUCUGGAAGAUAUUGGCGUCCCAGACGACUGGUUCUUUGGCUUACAGAACGAUCGUCUGAGGCAGUUGCAACUCAUUAGUUCAAGUGCCGACAAGACAGCCACAUUUCUCAAGGACGCAAAGAUUGCGGACUCCAUAGGCUUGUAUAAGCUGUUCCGCUGGUGUUAUUGGAUGGACCUGGACUACAGAGAGGACCCUUUUCUUCGUUCUAUAGUGGAAGCCAUGAUACUCCGAGAACUGCGGCUUCUCAAGCACAAGAGUCGCAUCCCUGUUCCUCAGGGGAUGACUCUCUAUGGAAUCAUCGAUGAGACAGGCUACCUGAAGGAGAAUGAGGUUUUUAUAACCUUUGACACGAUCUCUGGCCUGUAUGCUGCGCCUCCGGGCCCAGGACCUGUGUUGGUGACACGUUCCCCAGCCUUGUACGACGGGGAUAUUCAAGUUGCGCGCAAUGUUGUUCCACCGCCCGAUCACCCGCUAGCAAGGCACAAGAACUGUAUCAUCUUCAGUCAGCAAGGCGCAAGAGACCUGCCUAGCCAACUAAGUGGAGGUGACCUCGAUGGAGAUCUCUAUCAUGUUAUCUGGGACCCAAUCGUCGCGAAGGUGCACACAUCACCGCCCGCGAACUAUGCUCGAGUGGUGCCACAUGAUAUUGGUCGAGUUGUCACUACUAAGGAUAUGGCCUAUUUCUUUGUUGAAUUCAUGAAGACCGAUUGCGUCGGCAUCAUAGCCACGCGGCACAUGAUUCUAGCUGACCAAGAGCCCGAGGGAACCCACGCCAGUGGAUGUAAACUGCUUGCGGAGUUGCACUCCACGGCUGUUGACUACUCCAAAUCUGGGGUUCCUGUUGAUAUGGCAAAGAUCCCCAGCACCGGACGCUUCAGGCCAGACUUCAUGGCUCCAGGUCCCCUCGCACAAGUGUACAGCAAAUCCAAGAUUACGCUGACUGAAUUGUCUUCUCAUGCAGCUUACGACGAGGACGGUCCGUCUCACAUACUGUACUACAAGUCCGACAGGAUCCUUGGAAAGCUGUACCGAGCAAUCGACGAGAAGAGAAUCUGGCAUGAGCGUAUUGAUACCGGCCCUUCGCCUGAUGAAGACUCCUUCUGGGCACGAUUUGUAUCUUACUUGACCUGUAGGCACAGCUUGAGCCAACCCGACUCCUGUACGGUCGAUGAGGCGCUGCGCCUUCGUUCAGCGUGA